AUGGGCCAAACAUUCAGCAAUGCUCAAACUUCACCGAAGUUAGCAAACGAUGACAAUACAAAAACAAAGCAUGCUCGCCUAUUGGAAUUACCAAAUCUCUUUAAUUCAAACGUCAGAAAGUUGUAUAGUCCUAUAGAACUAUUAUGCCUUAAGAAGAAUCUUGGUCUUCCCAAAUUAACUUCCAACACCAAUAUUUCCAAAGCGAAGCUUUUAGAGACCAUUGGAAUUCCAAGUGAUUCUAUGAUAGGGGAAAUUGUGUUCACUAUCAUAAGACAACUUUCAUACUUUUUUUCCUCAGAUUGCUCAGGUUUUUCCGAAACAGAUUUGAUUUCUGUUUUCGGUAUUCUUAAAGCAGCUGCAAUUUUGAACCCUGAGAAGUCUUUAAAAUUAAUUGGGAACAGGAGACUUAAAAUCGAAAUCGUUAUUCUCUGUUUUUCGACAGAUCGUUUCGACAUUUUGCAGGAUUCACAUACUGGUAUCGUGGAUUCAACCACAAGUGAUAUCAUAGAAAUCCCUGUUAUUGGUAACAGUGUCAUGUGGUCUGAAUUUCAGCAACUACUACAUUCUGUGGAGUGCCAUAUCAAUUCUACUAAUGUGUCGGCAAGCAAAUUACUCUCGAUUAUUCAACUAUGCCUUCUCCUUUCAACAAUAGUCUUGGGCCAAAAUAAGUCGCUUCCACUCUCGAAGCUUUAUAAUUUGAAAGAUGGCAAAUUGUGGGGUUUAUUUCAUGAUACUGCUUUGUGCAUUCUUAGAUCCUGUGACCUAUCAUUAUCAGCCAAUAAUUAUAAUGAAAAAGAUAUCUGUGGAAGACAAUUCGUGGACUUGAUAUGUAAUCCUGAGAAACCACAAGCUGUCACUUUCCCCUAUUUGCUAGAACCAUUUUGCCAUGUACUAGAUUCACUUUUUUAUGACAAGCUUAACGGUGUGGAACCACUAUUGGGUGCUCAAAAUCUUUCGAGAAUAUUAGAUAGGCCACGAUUGGCACAGUUGGCAACUGUAUUACCGGCAGAUAAUGUUUAUUUCGGACUACAGAAAAUGUAUAUAGCCUCAAACGAUGGCUUUUCUAUUAGCGCUUUGGAGAAUAGGAUUUUCAAGUGGAUGGCACCUACUGUCAUGCUAAUCAAAGGUAAAACAUCUCAUGAAUCUCAAAAAUUGCGUACAGGUCAUUAUGAUGCUAGUUGUUCGUCUGGUAUGACAAGCGCUUUUGAAAGGGAAUUUCCAAAGUUUUAUCCAACAGAUGACCUCUCACUACCAAAGAAUGAUGACUUUGAACGUGAACAUGAAGUAUUGUUUGCGGUUUAUACUAAGAAACCUUGGAAAAUUAGCAACAAAGUGUGCUUUGGAGACAAUUCUUCAUAUAUACUACAGAUGGCCCAAAGGCAAAUAAUUUGUCGAUCUUCAGGUGUAAAGGACAACUUUGCAUACUUUUCAAACGUCGGUGGAGGAGUUGGAUUUGGAUCGCAACCUCCUUUAGUUAAAAAUUCGGUGGCUUUUUAUCGACCUGGAGAGGUCUCGUUAACGUUAGACAGUGGCUUGGAAUAUGGAAACUUUAGGCAUCUUUCUGUACCAGGAACAUUUGAAAGAGGUUCUUGUUAUUUAUUACGGGAAAAUACUCCCGAGUAUGAAGUAUUUUUCCAUGUUACUAAUAUCGAAGUAUGGGGAUGUGGCUCUGAAAGUGAGCUUGAAGAACAGAAAAAGAGAUGGGACUGGGAAAAUCGUGAAGCUGCAUCAAGAAAGCAACUCAACAGUGUGACAUGGGAUGAUGGUCGAGCACUUUUGGAAAUGGCAGGUCUUGUUGGUAAGAAUCAAUAUGGGGGUAGUAUGUAG
Brettanomyces bruxellensis is the source of this 1827-nucleotide messenger RNA. RefSeq lists its product as uncharacterized. The record is from RefSeq and is a predicted model, not a curated record. NCBI's taxonomy places the organism in Eukaryota, Fungi, Ascomycota, Pichiomycetes, Pichiales, Pichiaceae. The transcript has a single exon. Bases 1 to 1827 code for a protein of 608 amino acids.